This is a messenger RNA of Monascus purpureus, 732 nucleotides long. Lineage: Eukaryota; Fungi; Ascomycota; Eurotiomycetes; Eurotiales; Aspergillaceae. The record is from the annotation of a GenBank genome assembly.
AUGAGCAUUGUCGUCGUGACCUUCAACUAUCGGGUUGGCCUGUAUAGGUUUUUGGCUAGUACUGAAGUUCAGGAGGAGCAUGCAAGUCUGAAUAAUGGCCUCAAGGAUCAGAUCAAGGCUCUGCAUUGGGUACAGGAACAUAUCGGCAAGUUUGAUGGCGACCCUAAUCAUGCCGUAUUGGGUGGUGACAGCGUCGGAGCAGCCUCGAUUACCCUCCUCCUGAAAGCCUAUCGCACUGGCUGCGCUGGUAACUCCGACACGCUGGCAUGCCUGCGCGCUCUGGAUACGGCAUCUCUACAACGAGAGAACUUCAAUAUCCCGUAUCCCAAUGCGCAGGAACCGCCAUUGUAUCUGUACGGACCAACAAUCGAUGGAAGCCUCGUAGAGGAUUACACGUAUCGACUCUUCGAAGAGGACCGAUUCAUCAAAGCCCCUGUCAUAUUUGGAGAUGACACGAACAAGGGAACAAUCUUUGUGCCAAGGAAUGUCUCCAGUGUGGAGGAAGCUGACAUGUUUCUCGUGGAUCAGUAUCCAGAUCUCUUAAAAAGUCGGCUGGAGCAGGUCAACUCCUGGUAUCUGACCAAGGAUAAGACGAAGACAUUCCGUGACCCAGGCCCAUACUGGCGAUCUACGAGCGAUGCAUAUGGCGAGAUACGUUACACCUGCGCCAGGAAUUUAUCUAUCUUCUCUCUAUUCCAGAGCUCACGUAAAGAGCUGGAAUUACCAGUAUGA